This is a messenger RNA of Limulus polyphemus (Atlantic horseshoe crab), 423 nucleotides long. Its product is annotated as 26S proteasome regulatory subunit 6A-A-like. The coding region runs from base 28 to 405 and encodes 125 amino acids. Lineage: Eukaryota; Metazoa; Arthropoda; Merostomata; Xiphosura; Limulidae. The record is from RefSeq and is a predicted model, not a curated record. The transcript has 4 exons.
GAUGCUGUGGGUGAAGAAAUACUUCGAAUGUCUACAGAUGACAUUAUUGGUCGGACUAGACUUUUAGAUAAUGAAGUCAAGAUCAUGAAAAGUGAAGUGAUGAGGAUAUCUCACGAACUUCAGGCCCAGAAAGAAAAGAUCAAAGAAAAUACUGAAAAAAUAAAAGUCAACAAAACAUUACCCUACCUUGUAUCUAAUGUGAUUGAGCUACUUGAUGUUGACCCUCAAGAUUUAGGGGAAGAAGAUGGAGCAAAUGUAGACCUGGAUUCACAGAGAAAGGGGAAAUGUGCUGUUAUUAAAACAUCUACUCGACAAACAUAUUUCCUCCCAGUGAUUGGGUUAGUUGAUGCAGAAAAGCUAAAGCCUGGGGACUUAGUGGUAAGUGUGAAAAACAUUUGGUUUUAAACUAAGUAGCUUUACAAU